Humulus lupulus (European hop) is the source of this 2954-nucleotide messenger RNA. Its product is annotated as pentatricopeptide repeat-containing protein GUN1, chloroplastic. The record is from RefSeq and is a predicted model, not a curated record. Gene Ontology annotation, cellular component: chloroplast. Bases 243 to 2858 code for a protein of 871 amino acids. NCBI's taxonomy places the organism in Eukaryota, Viridiplantae, Streptophyta, Magnoliopsida, Rosales, Cannabaceae. Gene Ontology annotation, molecular function: protein binding. The transcript has 4 exons.
AAAUAAAUUAAAAAAGAGACGGAAAUCUCAAUGUCGGAAUCUAAAAACACAAAUUCAGGAGCCCAACUCAGCUGGGUCUCUCUCUCUCUUAUCUAUUUCUCUCUCUACAACCUUCUCUGAUCGUAUCUUUAUGGGCUGGUUUCCAUAACUUAUUUUUCUACGCACCAAACCCUACCUAAACCUCCAUUAAAGCUUCUCUUUUUCUAUCUCUUUCUCUUCUCAAAGAGCAUAAUAGUACAUUAAUGGCGUCGACACCACCACACUGCUCAAUCACGGCGUCAAAGCCGUAUCAAAGCCACCAAUACGGUCAAAACCCAAACCUCAAAAGCCAGCGCCAGAGCAAUCGUCAAACUCAGCAAUGGGCUACUCAGAAGGUCUCUUUAACUAAACCUUUACCGGCUCCUCCGCCUCGGAACGUGGCUAAAUCCGCUUCUGCUCCGACUAGUCUUUCUCAAAAUCCCGCCUUUCAGUCUCUCUGUCCUCUCCCUGCUCCGAAGUCUGAGCUCGCUGCUGUCUUCUCCGGCCGCCGGUCGACCCGGUUCGUCUCUAAAAUGCAUUGGGGCCGCCCCAAAACCACCGUGGGAUCCCGCCAUACUUCGUUCGCUGAGGAUGCUCUGCAGCAGGCUAUCCUAUUCGGUAAGGACGAUGUGGGUCUUGAUGGUGUUUUGCUUAGUUUUGAGUCCAAGCUUUGUGGGUCUGAUGAUUACACUUUUUUACUGAGAGAGCUUGGGAAUAGAGGUGAGUGUAGGAAAGCGAUUAGGUGUUUUGAGUUUGCUGUUUCGAGGGAGAGGAGGAAGACUGAACAAGGGAAAUUAACUAGCGCCAUGAUCAGUACACUUGGUAGGUUAGGAAAGGUUGAGCUUGCUAAAAAUGUGUUUGAAACAGCUUUAAAAUCUGGUUAUGGAAACACUGUUUAUACUUAUUCAGCUUUGAUUAGUGCUUACGGACGAAGUGGGUAUUGGGAGGAGGCAAAAAGAGUGCUUGAGUCGAUGAAAGGUUCGGGUUUGAAGCCAAAUUUGGUUACUUACAAUGCUGUGAUUGAUGCGUGUGGUAAGGGGGGAGCAGAUUUUAAGAGGGUUGUGGAGAUUUUUGAUGAGAUGCUGAGGAAUGGAGUGCAACCUGAUCGAAUUACCUAUAAUUCACUCCUUGCGGUUUGUAGUCGAGGGGGGCUGUGGGAGGCUGCUAGGAAGUUGUUUAAUGAGAUGGUGGAGAGGGAGAUUGACCAGGAUAUAUAUACCUAUAACACACUGUUGGAUGCAAUUUGUAAAGGAGGGCAGAUGAAUUUGGCUCAUCAGAUUAUGUCAGAGAUGCCAUCAAAGAAUAUCAUGCCUAAUGUGGUGACUUAUAGUACUAUGAUUGAUGGCUAUGCUAAAGCCGAUAGAUUGGAAGAUGCCUUGAAUUUGUUUAGCCAAAUGAAGUAUUCAGCUAUUGCUCUAGAUCGAGUUUUGUAUAACAUACUUCUUUCGGUUUAUGCGAAGCUGGGUAGGUUUGAGGAUGCAAUGAGUGUUUGCAGGGAGAUGGAGAAUGCUGGGAUCACUAGGGAUGCUGUGUCUUAUAAUGCCCUUUUGGGUGGGUAUGGAAAGCAAGGAAAGUACGAUGAAGUCAAAAGAAUGUACCAAGACAUGAAAGAAGAUCGUGUAUCUCCAAACUUACUAACUUAUUCAACACUGAUUGAUGUGUAUUCGAAAGGUGGGUUGUAUAGGGAGGCAAUGGAGGUUUUUAGAGAGUUUAAGCAAGCAGGAUUAAAGGCUGAUGUUGUUCUUUAUAGUGAACUUAUUAAUGCUUUAUGCAAAAAUGGGAUGGUGGAGUCAGCCGUUUCUUUGCUUGAUGAGAUGACAAAGGAAGGAAUUAGGCCUAAUGUCAUCACUUAUAAUUCAAUUAUUGAUGCGUUUGGUCGCCCAGAAGAGUUAGAUUCUUCACUUGAUGCUGCCAGUGGAGGAAAUAAGUUAAAGACAAAGGCUUCGGUUUCAAAUCCCCGUGAGGAUGCAAUUGAAAACGAGGUUGGAAAUAAAGCAGAUAGUCAAAUUAUAAAGAUGUUUGGGCAACUUGCCGCGGGAAAAGAAGGGCAAUGGAAGAAUAAUAAGAAGGGUAGUCAAGAAAUCUUAUGCAUUCUAGGAGUCUUUCAAAAGAUGCACAAGUUGAAUAUCAAACCAAAUGUUGUCACUUUUUCUGCAAUUUUAAAUGCUUGCAGCCGAUGUAAUUCAUUUGAAGAAGCUUCAAUCUUAUUGGAGGAGCUCCGGUUAUUUGACAACCAGGUCUAUGGCGUUGCCCACGGACUUCUUAUGGGCUACAGGGAAAAUGUUUGGGUUCAAGCUCAGUCUCUGUUUGAUGAAGUAAAGCAGACGGACUCUUCCACAGCAUCUGCUUUCUAUAACGCCCUUACAGAUAUGUUAUGGCACUUUGGCCAGAAACGAGGAGCCCAACUAGUAGUACUCGAAGGUAAACGCCGGAACGUGUGGGAGAGUAUGUGGUCCAAUUCUUGCUUAGAUCUGCAUUUAAUGUCUUCUGGGGCUGCGCGGGCAAUGCUCCAUGCUUGGUUGCUCAACAUACGAUCGGUAGUGUUUGAAGGCCAAGAAUUGCCAAAGCUAUUAAGCAUUUUGACAGGGUGGGGCAAACACAGCAAAGUAGUCGGAGACAGCACUCUGAGACGAGCCAUCGAGUCUCUUCUAAUCAGCAUGGGCGCACCAUUUCAGGUGGCCAAGUGUAACAUAGGCAGAUUUACUUCAUCGGGGUCAGUGGUGGCUGCCUGGUUGAAAGAAUCUGGCACACUGAAGGUGCUUGUUCUUCAUGACGACAGGACUUAUUCGCAGACUACUAAGUCAGACCGAGUCACUAAUUUGCAAACAAUUUCCUUGUAGUACUUUGUGUUAAUAUCUUUGCAUUUCUUAAUAAAUAUGUUAAUAUAAUAGUUUAAUUUAUACAAGUUUUCGUGCUAGUGGAAUUAAUUCUGACCA